Molecule: messenger RNA, 1172 nt
Organism: Uranotaenia lowii
Lineage: Eukaryota; Metazoa; Arthropoda; Insecta; Diptera; Culicidae
Gene: Tsp2A
Product: tetraspanin-2A
Exons: 6
Coding region: 223-957 (244 amino acids)
Cellular component (GO): membrane
Source: RefSeq, a predicted model, not a curated record
AUUUCGGAAAGUGUCUAUCGGUGUCUUGAAGUUCCACACCUGUAGGAGCUGGCCCAGUUUCGUUUCGACUUUUGGAUCCGCCGGUUUUUUUUUUGGUUCGGGUUGUUCCGUUACGGCCCUCGGGGGAGAAAAAGCCCCAUUGAUCGGAAUAGUUUCAAUUGGUGAUUAUUUUAAACCUCUCAGGGAUUAGUGGGCGUGUUGUGACAUCAGUGCUGCCCAACCAUGGCUAAAGGUGAAGGAAAAGGUUCAAAUGUGGCCAAACUGGCCAAUCAAAUUGCCGCCAUCAAGUACACGUUGUUCUGUUUCAACAUUGUGGCAUGGAUUCUUGGAGCGGGACUGUUUGCCUUCACGAUCUACAUCCGUGCCGAGCCCGGUUUCGACGAAUGGAUCCGGCUGCUGGACAUCUACGAGUACUAUAUCGGCGUUUACAUCCUGAUCGGUGCGGGGGCGUUGGUCAUGAUUUUCUCCUUCCUUGGAUGCUGUAGCGCCCUCAUGGAACAUUCGGUGGCCCUCUAUGGGUUCAUCGCUUCGCAAAUUUUCCUCUUUCUGGUGACCGUCGUUGGGUCGGCCAUCAUUUUGGACUUUUCCACGGUUAAUUCCAGUAUCGAGCCGCUGAUCCGCCAAACGAUGCUGCGCUUCAUCGCUACCUCGGAACACCCACACUCGUCCGCUUCUCUGAAGCUGAUCCAAGAAAGUAUCGGAUGCUGCGGGGCAGAUGGCCCGAAUGACUAUAUGGUCCUCCGACAGCCACUGCCCAUCGAGUGCCGAGACACCGUCACCGGAAACGCUUUCUUCCAUGGCUGCGUCAACGAGCUGACCUGGUUCCUGGAGGACAAAUCCGUCUGGGCCGCCGUCAUGGCCAUGAUCCUUGGUGCCAUCCACACUGCCAACACAGUUCUUGGAAUCGUUCUGGUUCAGGCCCUUAAACGUGAAGAAGAAGCCACGUAUAGACGUUAAACGGAAACAAAUGCUCUUCGGAGAAGUUUUAACAUCUUUUCAACAGUUUCCCUGUAUUUGAUACCUGUGGGCUCAUGAAUUCCACCCAUAAAAUUUUUCAAUCGAUGACAGUUUUCCCUCUUUAGAGUUAAGAACUAUUAAGACAAUUCGUUAUACGUAAGCUAGCAUUGUAAGUUCCUAGGAAAAGCUUCACUGAAAUAAUAGCAUUAGGAAAG